Cylindrotheca closterium is the source of this 726-nucleotide messenger RNA. The record is from the annotation of a GenBank genome assembly. NCBI's taxonomy places the organism in Eukaryota, Bacillariophyta, Bacillariophyceae, Bacillariales, Bacillariaceae.
AUGAUUAAUGUGCAGGGUGCAUCCUCUACAAACCCAAAUGAAAAUCCGAACGCAGGCGAUGGAGUUGAAUUUUCCCCCGAUGAUUUGACGUACGAGGAUCUAGCAAAUGCAGCCUGGACGCCACUCUCCGGAUCUGCUCCUGAUGGUUCCCCUGCCUUUAUUCAAAUGGCAAUGAAAUCGAAAGAGAAAGGAAUUAAUGCAAACCCAUACAAGGAGGAUUACAUAUUUGGCAAGAUAGGCACUUGCGUGGGAUACUUUCAUAUCACUACUAAGGAAGCCUACGCAAUCUUGUCCAAGAGGAUUAGUGCUCGAACCAAAAGGUUUGAGAACGACGUCGCACUAGCAACGUGUUGCACGCUCGGCCUUUGCCGCGGUGCUAAAUGGAAGAAGAAAAUGGACGCGGAUAUCGAGAUUCUAAAGAUAACAAACUCAAUCACUGAAGCUCGGUCAACAGCUGGUGCACCCUUCGGAAAGGUUGGAAUUCCUGAAAGGUACAAGGACGAUAAGCAAGUGACUAGUAGGCACUACAGUGAAGCAGGGGCCUGGCUAUUCCCAGCGGCAUACUAUGAAUGUGGUGGAGGCUGUGGAGGUGGGGCGAUAGGUAAAGGCAAUUCUUCGUCAAAAGGUGGUGCAUCGGCUUGUGGUGCGGCGGCUUGUGGUGUUGCAGCUUGUGCUGGAGGAGGUUGUGGUGGUGGUGGAUGUGGCGGUGGAGGUUGUGGUGGUUAA